AUGGAUCCAGCAUCGGCCAUAGGCCUCGCGAGCAGCAUCAUCACGUUUAUAGAGUUCUCGUGCAAAGUUGUCACCAUCGCGAAUGAGCUCUACGAGUCAAACAAUGGCAUGACGAAAGAGAACGCCCGGAUCCUUAAGGUCAUCGGCGAUUUGAAGGAGAGCUCUCUUGGACUGAAGGUUGACACAGGGUCCUCAUCUAAGCAUGAUGUGGCACUCCAAGAUCUGGCAAAGGAGUGCGAGUCAACAUCGGGAGAGCUCAUCGCCAUCCUGGAAAAGCUUAAGCUUGCGAGCCAGUCAAAACGAGAGCGACUCAAGAAGGCAUUUGAUAGCCAACGGAAGCGGAAAGCGAUUGCAUCUCUCGAAUCUCGCCUUGGCGAGUACCGCAAUCAGAUGGGUUUCCGUUUACUGUGUCUGUUGAACGAAGAAACAUCCACAACUAAAAAGCAGCUGGACGUUGUUCAGGCCGCGUCGAAAAAGCUGGAUUGCGCCUCUUCGGCCAAACUUGAGGAUAUCCGCCGAGAGCUCAUUUCUCUUCUAUCACCUUUACAGGACGCAAAUCUCCUAUCCAAGAUAAACGAGAAAUUGCAGUCACUUCAGGCAGUUGUCAAGUCUACCGAUCGCGAGACAAGGAUCCUAGAGCAUCUCCAUUUUGAAACUAUACAUACACGCGAGGACUCGAUCGAAGACGCGCCUUACGAAACUUUCCGCUGGAUCCUAGACUCAGAAGACAAUAACCACCGCGAGAGUAAUCCCAAAACCAGCCGUCAUGCCCUCAGUUCAAGUCCUAAAAGGACUGGUGACGAAGAUGUCUCACUGCCGACAACAAUGAAAUCAGCCAGAGAGCUUUUACAGAACUGGCUCUCUUCAGGAACCGGAGUAUUUCACAUCUCCGGGAAGGCUGGGUCCGGCAAGUCGACUUUGAUGAAGCUGCUCUGCACGCACCGAAGAACACACGAGCUUCUUCGGUCUUGGGUGGGUGACAGGAAAUUGAUAUUUGCACGUUUUUACUUUUGGAAUCCGGGUAGUGACCUUCAAAAAUCACUCGACGGGCUCUAUCGCUCUAUUCUUUUCCACGUCCUAAGGCAAUGCCCGCAACUUAUCCCCAGCGUGUUCCCCGACCAGUGGGAACAAUUGUCCGCAGACGAUUCAUCCAGUCGCAGGUUGGAAGUUGACCUAUUCCGACCACCUCAAAUUAAAAAGGCCUUUGAUGGUCUGAUCCAGACCUCUCUAGACUCGGAAAAUAUCGCGAUCUGUCUCUUUAUAGACGGGCUAGACGAGUACAACGCCAAGGCCUACGAUCACCGGCUCCUCGCAGAAAGGAUCUGCAGAUGGGCUGUGUCCAAAAACGUCAAGAUAUGCGUUAGCUCUAGACCGCACGUGGAAUUCGUGGAUACUUUUGAUAAGAGACUGAGAAUAAACCUCCACGACCUGACGGCGCAAGACAUCACUCGGCUGGGCUGUCGAAUGUUUGAGAAUAGCUCUAAUUUCUCUAGGAUCAAAGAGACAUAUUACGCCCUUGUCGAGGAGAUUGUUAGUCUCGCAGAGGGGGUCUUCUUGUGGGCACAUCUUGUUUUGAAAUCGAUAAUCAGCGAAGUUGCUCUUUAUAGCAGUUACAAGAGGUUGCGACAGAAGAUCCGGAGCAUGCCCAGAGAGUUGGAUGAGCUCUAUGAUAAGAUAUUGGGAGGAAUGGAGCCGGACGACAGGACCCGGGCCAAUCUCCUGCUCCUAUUGAUGCUCUCGAAGCCCUUUUCAACAUUGAGCCCAAUUUACUUCGCCGGACUAGAAAUCACCGGCAUCACCACCGACCCUGACUUUCCUUCUGAUGGGCAGGUGAUUCCCUUUAUGUUGGAAGAAGAUUAUCACGUCCAGUGUGAUAUCAUUACGAGACAAAUAUCUAGCCUCACCCGAGGUUUACUUGUGGUCACAACUGACCCGUCGUUGCUGCUGCUUGACACCCACCCCUCUGUGCGGAUUGAUUUCUUCCACAGGACUGUUCAAGAUUAUUUGGAGACACCGAGGCGGCUCACAGAGUUGCUGGAAGAGUUCGCGAAUAUCGACCUCCUCCAACUGCAUGGCCGAUUGAAGCUUGUUCCGAUCAUCCGCUACAUCCAUGAGGAGCUGAGGAAUGGGUUCGAGCAGCGGAAUGUCUCUUCUGCAGUGUUCCCGGCGACAACAGAUGCUCGUGGUCUGAACGCUCUUCUGAGUGCCGCUCUUGGUGCAGCUAACCCUAGUCUGUCAGAUCCCUCUAAACGGGAAGACUUUACGAGGUUGCUAAGGGACCCAGACGAUCGCAGCUACGCAAUGCUUGGUGGGGCGUCAGAGUCUGAUGUGCUCUUUGAUAAUUUUGCCAAGGAUUGGCUUGUCCGGCCUUGGUGA
Scedosporium apiospermum is the source of this 2376-nucleotide messenger RNA. RefSeq lists its product as uncharacterized. The record is from RefSeq and is a predicted model, not a curated record. NCBI's taxonomy places the organism in Eukaryota, Fungi, Ascomycota, Sordariomycetes, Microascales, Microascaceae. The coding region runs from base 1 to 2376 and encodes 791 amino acids. The transcript is spliced from 4 exons.